Molecule: messenger RNA, 561 nt
Organism: Microthlaspi erraticum
Lineage: Eukaryota; Viridiplantae; Streptophyta; Magnoliopsida; Brassicales; Brassicaceae
Source: the annotation of a GenBank genome assembly
AUGCGCGCCAGUCCGUCCGAUGGCCGACGAAAAUGCGCGCCAGUCCGUCAGAUGGCCGACGAAAAUGCGCGCCAGUCCGUCCGAUGGCCGACGGUUCCGACCGUACGGUCGACCAAAUAUUUUUUUCUCGAUCUUUUCAUUUUCUCCCACUCUGAAAACCUUCUAACCACGAUUUUGAGAGUUUUUAUCGUGGAAAAUCUGAAAACGGCCGGAGAAAAAUCGAAUCAGUACGGUGACAAGUGUUCUGGCCGACGAAAAUGCGCGCCAGCCCGUCCGAUGGCCGACGAUUCCGACCGUACGGUCGACCAAAAUUGUUUUUUCGAUUUUUUCAUUUCCACCCACUCUGACAACCUUGUAACCACGAUUUACGAGGCUCGGGCGUGGAAAAUCGGGAAACGACCGACCGAAAAUCGAAUCCGUACCGGUGAAAUGCGUUUUGGCCGAGAAAUCAUGCGCGCCAGUCCGUCCGAUGGCCGACGGUUCCGACCGUACGGUCGACCAAAUAUUUUUUUCUCGAUUUUUUCAUUUGGCCACUCUGAAACCUUCCAACCACGAUUUUGA